GUUGCUACCAUUACCAGACAUUUCCAUAACUGUUACACUGAGACGGCUUAUCACAAAGCAUGUCCAGGCUUCCCCAUCUGACUGUCUGCCUGGUUGGAGCCCUACUGCUUAUGCCUUUCUGCCGGGCUGAGAGCGACUUUGAAGAAUAUGACACCACAGCACUCUACGAAGACUAUAAUGCCACCUUUGAGUAUAGCUUUUACAGCAACUCGAGCGUUGAUGAUCUGGACAAGUUCCUCUUGGAGGCAGGGGACACAGGAGAUGUGGAGCCAGGCACAGAUGUCACCCCGACAGAGGAAGUGACCGAGGGAGAGGAGGUGGAAACCGUGGAAAUGGAGGACGAGGUGACCAUCACCAAACCCCCAACCUCACGCCAUAUUCCCACAGAUGAGGCGUGCAGGACUAUGUCUCCCUGUAUGCUGGUCGCUCUGGGGCUGAUCUCACACCAGUUGGCCAGACUUCUAUGAUCAAUAUGACCACGACACAGACCCACACACACAUGGAAAUGAUCCUUCAGAAGAGAGAUUAGCAUGGAGGACUCACAGUCACGCACGGACACACACACAUCUUUGGAGGACAGGAAGUGAUGUUCCUGUUGUUCCUGAAACACUCUGAGCCAACUGAGUCCCACACCCCGACCCCCGACAACUCACACACACACACAACGCCCACUUCAUUCCACUCCACUCUACUUCACUCUACUCACAAACAAACUGCCCUAUUCAAGUCCGAGACCUUAGAAAAAAAAGGAAAAAAAAGUCACUUUGUCCAUUCAUGACCCCACACACGUCAUACAGCCUCCCUGAUGUUUGCUUUUUGGGUCAAGGAGCUCCAUGAGUUCACAGCAUUCCUGUGCCAAUCGCUGUCUGACCGGGUGGACGAAGCGUGAGUUAAUUAAAAGGUCCCUGGGCUUCACACGGAGGAGCUGAAGAGGUGACUGGAACACAAAACUGCCCGUGCACCACCACCAGGUCAGGGACCAGGGAAACAGCACGACCUGUGGCGGAAAAGGGGUGGGGAUGAUGCGGUGAAGACUCUUAAUUUCCUGUCCUCAGAGCGGCAAUCUAAAGCCUUUCUGCCAUCAGAUCAGUCAUUUCAUGCUCCUGUGUCAGAUGGUGGCAAGGAUUUAAGACACAUAUUGGUUUAUUAGUGAAUGCAGCCCAGCAACAAGAGAUGUCUCCUUGUACUUGUCGCUGUCUUGCCGUCCAAAAGGUCUCAACAUCCAGAAGAGAUAGUAUCUGUGUGUGUCUGUGUGCCCAUGAAUGCGCGUGCGUGUGUGUAUGCGUGCGUGUUUGUGUGUGUGUGUGUGUGUGUGUGUGUGUGUAUGUGUGCGCGUGUGCGAGCGUGUGUGCGUGCGUGUGUGUGUGUUUGUGUGUGUGUGCGUGCCAUGUUUGUGUGUGUUUUUGCUCACAAACAUAAUUGACAAUUCUGUUCAUACUCAUACUGUAGCAGUUCACAUAGCAUUAUUUAAAAAAGAUGGUCUUUACACCCAAGGGCUCCACAACUCUCCUUCCAAACAAACACCAUUGCACUUCUAUAUAUAUGUUGUCUUUACUUACCCUAUGAAGUUUCUGUUUUACAUGAAUUUUGUAAGUGUUUUGUAUACAGUGUAUAAAUGUAUAAUAAGACUGAGCAGAAAUAUCUUUUACAAAAGAGUGGCAGUCUUUUCAAGCCAAAUGCACAUUUUAAACAAAUUGCGACAGGUUGUUAAGAAAGAUUAUUUCAUUUAGAAUUGUUGUUUAUAAUAUUGAAUGAAUGUUCAAAUAAAUAUUUUCACAUUAA
Messenger RNA from Alosa sapidissima (American shad), 1782 nucleotides. RefSeq lists its product as uncharacterized. NCBI's taxonomy places the organism in Eukaryota, Metazoa, Chordata, Actinopteri, Clupeiformes, Clupeidae. The record is from RefSeq and is a predicted model, not a curated record. The transcript is spliced from 6 exons. Bases 60 to 467 code for a protein of 135 amino acids.